Messenger RNA from Leptonychotes weddellii (Weddell seal), 2247 nucleotides. The record is from RefSeq and is a predicted model, not a curated record. Lineage: Eukaryota; Metazoa; Chordata; Mammalia; Carnivora; Phocidae.
AUGCCCAGGCGUGGGGGGGGGUUGGGGCUCUCCUGGUCCCCGGGGCUCAGUGCUGUGGGGUUUCACUCUCUACUCCUGUUUGCAGACUACGUCUAUUUCGAGAACUCCUCCAGCAACCCGUACCUGAUCCGCAGAAUCGAGGAGCUCAACAAGACGGCCAACGGAAACGUGGAGGCCAAGGUGGUGUGCUUCUACCGCAGGAGGGACAUCUCCAGCACCCUCAUCGCCCUGGCCGACAAGCACGCCACCCUGUCAGUCUGCUACAAGACCGGACCGGGGGCCGACAACGGUGAGGAAGGAGAGAUGGAGGAGGAGAUGGAGAACCCCGAGAUGGUGGACCUGCCCGAGAAGCUGAAGCACCAGCUGCGGCAUCGGGAGCUGUUCCUGUCCCGGCAGUUGGAGUCGCUGCCCGCCACUCACAUCAGAGGGAAGUGCAGUGUCACCCUGCUCAACGAGACGGAGUCCCUCAAGUCCUACCUGGAGCGGGAGGAUUUCUUCUUCUAUUCUUUAGUCUACGACCCCCAGCAGAAGACCCUGCUGGCCGAUAAGGGAGAGAUCCGCGUGGGAAACCGGUACCAGGCGGACAUCACUGACCUGCUGAAGGAAGGUGAGGAGGACGGCCGAGACCAGUCCAGACUGGAGACCAAGGUGUGGGAGGCACACAACCCGCUCAUAGACAAGCAGAUCGACCAGUUCCUGGUGGUGGCCCGCUCCGUGGGCACCUUUGCGCGAGCCCUGGAUUGCAGCAGCUCCGUCCGGCAGCCCAGCCUGCACAUGAGCGCCGCGGCCGCCUCCCGGGACAUCACCUUGUUCCACGCCAUGGACACGCUGCACAAGAGCGUGUACGACGUCGCCAAGGCCAUCUCGGCACUGGUGCCUCAGGGCGGGCCCGUGCUCUGCAGGGACGAGAUGGAGGAGUGGUCGGCCUCCGAGGCCAGCCUUUUCGAGGAGGCCCUGGAGAAGUACGGGAAAGACUUCACAGACAUCCAGCAGGACUUCCUGCCCUGGAAGUCCCUCACCAGCAUCAUCGAGUACUACUACAUGUGGAAGACCACCGACAGAUACGUGCAGCAGAAACGCUUGAAAGCAGCCGAAGCGGAGAGCAAGUUAAAGCAAGUGUAUAUCCCCAACUAUAACAAGCCAAAUCCGAACCAGAUCAGCGUCAAUAACGUCAAGGCAGGCGUGGUGAAUGGCGCGGGGGCGCCAGGCCAGAGCCCUGGGGCCGGCCGAGCCUGCGAGAGCUGUUACACCGCCCAGUCUUACCAGUGGUAUUCUUGGGGUCCCCCUAACAUGCAGUGUCGCCUCUGCGCAUCUUGCUGGACAUAUUGGAAGAAAUAUGGUGGCUUGAAAAUGCCAACCCGGUUAGAUGGAGAGAGGCCAGGACCAAACCGCAGUAACAUGAGCCCCCACGGCAUCCCAGCCCGGAGCAGCGGGAGCCCCAAGUUCGCCAUGAAGACGAGACAGGCCUUCUACCUGCACACCACCAAGCUCACGCGCAUCGCCCGGCGCCUCUGCCGAGAGAUCCUCCGCCCGGGGCACGCCGCCCGCCACCCCUACAUGCCUAUCAACAGCGCGGCCAUCAAGGCCGAGUGCACGGCCCGGCUGCCCGAAGCCUCCCAGAGCCCCCUGGUGCUGAAGCAGGCCGUGCGGAAGCCCCUGGAAGCCGUGCUCCGGUAUCUCGAGACCCAUCCCCGCCCCCCCAAGCCCGACCCCGUGAAGAGCGUGUCUGGCGUGCUCGGUGGCCUGACCCCUGCCAAGUCGGCCCCCGUCAUCAACAACGGCUCCCCCACCAUCCUGGGCAAGAGGAGCUACGAGCAGCACAAUGGGGUGGACGGCAACAUGAAGAAGCGCCUCUUGAUGCCCAGUAGGGGCACUUACCUGGGUUUGGCGAACCACGGACAGACCAGGCACAUGGGACCAAGCCGAAACCUCCUGCUCAACGGGAAGUCCUACCCCACCAAAGUGCGCCUGAUCCGGGGGGGCUCCCUGCCCCCCGUCAAGCGGCGGAGGAUGAACUGGAUCGACGCCCCCGAUGAUGUGUUUUACAUGGCCACCGAGGAAACCAGGAAGAUCCGCAAGCUGCUAUCGUCCUCGGAGACCAAGCGCGCCGCCCGCAGGCCCUACAAGCCCAUUGCCCUGCGCCAGAGCCAGGCCCUGCCGCUGCGGCCGCCCCCGCCGGCCCCCGUCAACGACGAGCCCAUCGUCAUCGAGGACUAGGCGCCCCGCCGCCCCGCGAGGCCACCGCAA